AUACAAUACUGCUAUCCUUGGCUCCAUUCAGGCACCCCGCAUUCAGUAAUCUUUAAGAACAAAAGUGCCAGACGUCCCUUCACGCGCUUGCUCAUUCCUCCUCUCAUUCACAUUCAUUCUCUCAUCGCCCAUCGCUAAUCGCCAUGCGUCUGCUCGCUGCCACGUCUCUCGCCUCGCUCCUCGCCCUCGCAUCCACAAUCCAGGCCCAGGAUGCCAAUUGUACGGCUGUCUAUGGCGACUACGCGCCCUCAGUCCAUGGCAACGGCGUCUUUCAGAAAUGUUACACAGAUCAGGCCUACAACGCCGCGCUCGUCUCCCAAGGCGCGACUCCGAACUACCGACAGGUCCUCAACCAGGUCUGCUCCCCACCCCUCUCACCAACCUGCUCGCGUUCGAGCCUCCUCUCGGGCACCGUCAAAUUCAUGGCCGCCUGUAACGCCUCUAUUGAUGCAGAAGCCGCCAACGGCAACAUUCUCCAGACGGGUAAGAUCGCGCUCGAGAUCUUCUUUGCAGAACCCAUCCACAUCAUGUAUUGUGCCCUUGACCCCAACGCGAUCGAGCUGCCCCCACCGGCCGUCAACCCACCUGCCUACUGUCUUGCCAACCCAGUCGUAGGGAGUCCCAACAGUCGCUUUAUCACCAACCUGGCUCUCUAUUUGACCUCAGGAACGAUUCGUGCCUCCCAGCGGCCUUUCUUCGAGAGUCUAGAUCGCACGGACACUUGUUCGAUCUGCUCCCAACGCGCCUUGAACGCCACAGUCGGCUACCUGGCCACGAACUUGAUGCCUAGAAUUGCGUCCUUUUACACUUCCGAGUUCGUUCAGUACUGGACAAACCUUGUCCCGGUCUACAAUGCCCUGUGCAAGACCUCCAUCAUCCAGACAUGGCCCAAGGGAACUUUAAACGAAUCUGUCACCACUGUAUCAACGGGCUCACUUCCUGCACCUGCAGCUCCACAACCGACUAUCGGGGGCUCUGAACCAAUUGCGUCUGUCGCACACAGCACAUCCAAUGGAGCCACAAGUCUAUCUGCGAGUACAGUAGCAAUAUUCGCCGUCACCCAUGUGUUGGCCGUCACUGGGCUAUCGCUCCUAGACCUUUAGUAGCACCGCUCGAUACCGAUGCUUUAUUCGUACUUGAACCCUCGUAAUUAGCAUGACUGAGCAAAGUAAUAAUAAUAAUAAUAAUAAAAGCAAUCCAGGGAUGCAUUCAAGGGGAAGAAGACCUACCGACAG
Messenger RNA from Gamsiella multidivaricata, 1235 nucleotides. RefSeq lists its product as uncharacterized. The record is from RefSeq and is a predicted model, not a curated record. NCBI's taxonomy places the organism in Eukaryota, Fungi, Mortierellomycota, Mortierellomycetes, Mortierellales, Mortierellaceae. The coding region runs from base 144 to 1103 and encodes 319 amino acids. The transcript has a single exon.